Didymella exigua CBS 183.55 is the source of this 1201-nucleotide messenger RNA. Its product is annotated as Ssu72-like protein. The coding region runs from base 338 to 991 and encodes 217 amino acids. Gene Ontology annotation, molecular function: RNA polymerase II CTD heptapeptide repeat phosphatase activity. NCBI's taxonomy places the organism in Eukaryota, Fungi, Ascomycota, Dothideomycetes, Pleosporales, Didymellaceae. Gene Ontology annotation, biological process: termination of RNA polymerase II transcription. Gene Ontology annotation, cellular component: mRNA cleavage and polyadenylation specificity factor complex; nucleus. The record is from RefSeq and is a predicted model, not a curated record. The transcript has a single exon.
UCUCGUGCCAAUUCUCCUAUCUACGUGCUCAGUCCUUCACCAUGUCUGAUCCACGCCUUCGGGGCCGCAAACAGCAGGUCACGCCUCAGGCUGCGCCCCCUCCGCCGCCGCCGCCGCCGCCGCCCAUGGAGCCGCAACCCGUGGGCCCGCAGCCCAUAGGCAUGGACGGCGCCGCCGACGCUUCAUCAGCUCCCGCACCGCCGGCGCCCGCAAACCCCAACGUCGUCCCGGACGACAAGUUCAAGCUCAAGUUCUGCACCGUCUGCGCCAGUAACCAAAACCGGUAGGUCAUCGUCCCCCAGCUCCAAACCCCCGACUAACUCACACCUCCAGCUCAAUGGAAGCUCACCUCCAACUCGCCUCCGCACACCUCCCCACCAUAUCCUUCGGCACCGGCUCGCUCGUCCGGCUCCCAGGCCCCACCAUCACGCAACCCAACGUCUACCACUUCAACAGCACCACCUACGCGACGAUCCACUCGGAGCUAUCCGCGCAAAACGCGGCUCUCUACACGCACAACGGCCUGCUCAACAUGCUGGGCCGCAAUCUCAACAUCAAGUCCUUCCCCGAGCGCUUUCAAGACUGGGUCCCCGGCAAACCGCGCCUCGAGCACGAAUCCGACCAGGGCUACGCAGGCACCGAGGCCGGCGUCGCCGACGUCGUCAUCACCUGCGAGGAGCGCUGCUUUGACGCCGUGCUGGAGGAUCUGCACAACAAAGGCGGCAAGCUGAAUAGGCCCGUGCACGUCUUUAACGUCGACAUCAAGGAUAACCACGAGGAGGCCCUGGUCGGCGGCAAGGCGAUUCUGGACCUCGCCCUGUCGCUCAACGAGGCUGCGGGCAGCGAGAGGGAGGCCCAUGGCGAGAGCGGUUGGGGCAUGGGAGCCGGCGCUGCGCGCAGCGGCUUUGACGAGAAGGUCCCUGCGAUACUGGCGAGCUGGCAGGAGCGCUGGCCGCAGAUGCCCGCGCUGUGGAGUCUGGCGUGGAUCUAAGCGUGCGACUGAGCGUGGCGUGCGGCGAGGAGCCGAUGAUGCAUUUUACGAUACCCAUGAAGCAUAGCGCGGCGUCUCGGGUCCCGGACACUCCGAUGCCAAAUACACAAUUCAUUCGCAUCUAGCGUUAAGGUGCGUUGUCGUCUAGAGUCACGUGGAAGCGUACCGAGCGAGCCGAAACAGAGCAACUAGAGGUAGAGCAAAGCACGG